GGGGCCGGAUUUGACAAAGGGUGUGAUGGAUCUGCAGAGGUAAAUGCAUAUUGCCUUGUUUAGUUUGACAUAUGCUUGAGUUUAGGUGUGUAAAAUUUCUGGGUUUUUGUUCUGUCUAUAUGUAUUAGGACCGACGGAGUUUCUGAGCAUGUUUCUGCUCAAUCCAAUGAGGUAGAAAAUGUUAGUAGCAUUGUUGAUUGGUCAAAACUUGUGAUUGAACCUGAGAAGGAUGAGGUUGAAGAGGAGUCUCUUGAUGAAAAAGGGAUACCAGAUGAAAAGCCUGUGAAUGAGAAUGCGAUGUUCGCGCUGCUGGGUCUAAAAACAGAGGCAGAUGAGGACGGAAUGAAGCCUUGUCCGAUUGUUGCUCCUACUCCUGACUUAGAUGAUACUAAAGAUGUGGCUAUUCUUGUUGAUGAUAUGGCUGAAGAGGAAGCACUUAUUGCAUGGGAUGAACGACACCCGAAGAUGGAUAUAGGGACACCUUAUCCUGAUAUGGCUGCAUUUAGAAAGGCAAUCAAACAGUUUGCUAUCAAUGGAGAGUUUGAGUAUGGCACUACAAAAAAUGAGCCAGCCAGGUUUCGGGCUUUUUGUAAAGGUCAAGGCAUAAAAGGUGAACCUUGCCAAUGGUGUUUGUCAGCUAGUUGGCAGAGAGACCAGAAUUGUGUGAUGGUUGUGAAGCAUCAAACUGAGCACAUUUGUAGCUCGACGAGUGGAAAAGUGACAAGCAUGACUGAUCAAGCUUGGGUGGCUGAAAGGGCAGCAGCUAUGUUGAAGAAAGAUCCAACAAUUGGUGCUACCAAGGUACUGCAUGUGUUGCAGGAUGAGUAUCAUGUCACACUUGACUAUCACACGGUGUGGAAAGGAAAACAAAAGGCAGCAACCAGCUUGUAUGGGAGUUGGGAAGAAAGUUUCAGGAUGUUGUACAACUACAAGGCUGAGAUAGAACUGAGAUCUCCAGGGAGUAUUGUAGAGAUUGAUACAACUACAGUUGAUGGCCAGGUACAUUUCAGCAGACUAUUUAUUGCUUUCAAGCCUUGCAUAGAUGGGUUUUUGAAUGGAUGCAGGCCUUAUAUUAGCAUUGAUUCAACUCAUUUAAAUGGCAAGUGGAAUGGCCAGGUAGAAACUCACUUAUUUUGAUGUGCACGUGAGUUGGAGACUCACAUAUAUUUGUGGAUGUGCACUCGUAUUGAACUUAUUAUCUAUUCUAUGAAAUUAUUUCUGGCUGUGCACUUUUGUUGAGCA
Molecule: messenger RNA, 1242 nt
Organism: Lolium rigidum
Lineage: Eukaryota; Viridiplantae; Streptophyta; Magnoliopsida; Poales; Poaceae
Exons: 3
Coding region: 298-1137 (279 amino acids)
Source: RefSeq, a predicted model, not a curated record